Oncorhynchus gorbuscha (pink salmon) is the source of this 1161-nucleotide messenger RNA. RefSeq names its product glutathione S-transferase kappa 1-like. The coding region runs from base 425 to 1108 and encodes 227 amino acids. Gene Ontology annotation, molecular function: glutathione peroxidase activity; glutathione transferase activity. Gene Ontology annotation, cellular component: peroxisome; mitochondrion. NCBI's taxonomy places the organism in Eukaryota, Metazoa, Chordata, Actinopteri, Salmoniformes, Salmonidae. The record is from RefSeq and is a predicted model, not a curated record. Gene Ontology annotation, biological process: glutathione metabolic process. The transcript has 9 exons.
UUGAAGAAGAAUGUAUAAAGUAAACAAACACGGUUUUGACUAGACGGAGUACAGUUUAUGUCACAAUUUACUAUAAUUUACUUUUUCGCAGCAGGCUAUGAUAAUUAACGUAGCAGGUUAUGAUAAUUAGGUUAAGGUUAGGAAAAGGAUUAGGAUUAGCUAGUAAAACUAAUUUAGAAAGUAAAACUACUUUAUUAAACGUAAUUGAACACAAUGUAUCCCAUCUACCAAUGACCCAGAAGCACUGCGCGCUAGACUGCAGCUAAUUAUAUUCGCGUUAACUAAAGCGGCUCCAAAUUAGUGUCUUUAUUGUUAGUUUACAUGUAUCCUUGAAAUACACAACGAAAGAACAAAGUUGUUGACUUUUGCACGGACGAACAUCUAGCUGGUGGUCAAAGGUAACGUGCACAUAAUUAACAAUGACAUGGCAAGUUCUAGGAAAGUGAUUGAACUGUUUUAUGACGUGGUCUCUCCCUACUCAUGGCUUGGCUUUGAGGUCAUGUGCCGUUACAGAAAUGUUUGGAACAUUGACCUUAAACUACGUCCUGCGUUCUUGGGUGGCAUCAUGCAAGGAUCAGGUAAUAAGCCCCCAGGUCUGGUCCCAAACAAGUUCCUGUAUAUGACCACAGACCUGCACCGUCUAGCCCAGUACUUCCAGGUCCCCAUCAGUCCCCCUGCUGACCCCUUUGAGGCCAUGUUUGAAAAAGGCUCGCUGUCUGCCAUGCGCUUUGUGGCGGCGGUACAGGAGAGGAAGGUGGGAGGAGAUAAGCAGGUAGAGCAGGUGUCACGGGAGCUGUGGAUGAGGAUCUGGAGCCAAGACAAAGACAUUACCCAGCCUGCAUCACUCUCUGAGGCAGCCAUGAAGGCGGGGCUCUCAGCCUGUGAGGUGGAAGAGCUGCUGAAACUGUCCACCUCUAAGGAAAUCAAAGACAAGCUGAAGAGAUCCACCCAGGAAGCACUGGACCAUAGGGCCUUUGGUUUUCCUCUGGCUGUGUGUCAUGUGAAUGGAAAGGCGGAGGUGUUCUUUGGCUCUGACCGGUUUGAGCUCAUUGCCCACUGCAUAGGAGAGAAGUGGAUGGGACCCCAGCCUGCUGCUGCCAAACUGUGACCUGAAACAUGAAACUGGGAAUUCAUUAAGAUUAAUAAAUACUAUAGAUAUGA